This is a messenger RNA of Gavia stellata (red-throated loon), 968 nucleotides long. It is a transcript of the gene REX1BD, whose product is annotated as required for excision 1-B domain containing. Lineage: Eukaryota; Metazoa; Chordata; Aves; Gaviiformes; Gaviidae. Bases 1 to 495 code for a protein of 164 amino acids. The record is from RefSeq and is a predicted model, not a curated record. The transcript is spliced from 5 exons.
AUGGCGGGGCGGGCCGUGCACGCGUGGCCCGGUUCUCCCCGGCAGACGGGCGAGGCCGUGAAGGCGCUGCUGCAGCGGCUCCAGGCGCUGCAGGGCGAGCGCGCCGAGGCGUACCGGCUCUUCGAGGAGGGCCACCGGGCGUACCUGAGCAGCGCACCCCACUAUGACUUCCCGCGUUACCGGCAGCUGGUGCACGAGAUCACGCUGGCCUUCAGCGGCAUCUCCCGGGAGGUGCUGCGCAUCGCCGGGCGCCUGCGGGACGAGCUCGCCCGCCCCGACCUGGCCCAGCACCUCGCCCGCCUCCAGGAGCGGGAGCAGGAGAAGCUGCAGCUGACGGCGCAGCUCCAGCUGGCCCGGCAGCAGGCGCAGGACCGGCCCGACGUGGACGCCCAUCAGCAGGAGGUGCGGGAGCUCAAGCACAAGCUAAUUAAAACCAUUGAGGCAAUCAGCGAAAUUCUCCAGGACCUCAAGUACGAUUCAGAAGAAGUCGAGUGAUGGGUGUCCCCGUGGGAACGGCUGGAGGGGCCGGCCGGUGGAACGGGGGCCCCGUUCGCCCACCCCCAGCCCCCACAACGCCACCUCGGCAAGGUGGGCACCUUCCCGCUGACCCCUUUUCUUGGGCAUGGGCUGGAAGGAGUGGAGAACCCCCCCGGGGGCAGUGGAGUCCCCCCGGAUCCUGAGCAUCCCUCAGCGGAAGGGUCUGGUGUGGGGCUGGUUCCCCUCCCCAGCUCUGCCGGCCGUGCCGCGGCUUUGCCCAAGGAAAACCACAACCUGCCGUGCCAAGGGGCUGCCUUGCUUUCACCCACAUCCGGAUGGGCACUGCCUUUGCUGCCACGUGGAGCCCCACGGGCAGCAGCCCCCCCCAAAACCACCUCACGGAGAUCAGCUAUGCCCCCAGCCCCAUGGCGGCUCCGGUGCCCUACAAGUGCCCUUUCUAUGGUCAACCAAAAUAAACCUGUCCCCAUGGA